AUUAAAUAAAACAAAAAAAAAAAAUACAAUUCGGUUUGCCAUGUCGAAUUUCCUCCUCCUAUUCUCCCUUCUGAGCCUCUUCUCAAGCAGUAUAACUGCUCAGGGAGGUGGACGAUGGGAGCUCUUACAAGAAAGUAUAGGUAUUUCAGCCAUGCACAUGCAACUCUUAGGUGAUGACCGAGUCAUUAUUUAUGAUCGGACAGAUUUCGGCCCUUCAAACCUCACCCUAACUGAAUCACAAUGCAGUCUCACUCCUCGAGACUGCACUGCUCAUUCAGCAGAGUACGACUCCCUAACCAACACCUUCCGCCCCCUUGUUGUCAUAACCAACAACUGGUGCUCCUCGGGUUCCACCCUUUCGGAUGGAACCCUAGUCCAAACCGGUGGUUGGCGCGAUGGUGAUAAAGUAGUUAGAACUUUUACCCCAUUUUGUAAUGAUUGUGAUUGGGUUGAACUCCCUAAUAAACUACUCCAACGUAGAUGGUAUGCUAGUAACCAUGCCUUACCCGAUGGUCGUUUAAUCAUUGUGGGUGGUACACAAGCUUUUAACUAUGAAUUUUUCCCUAAAACCCCUUCAUCUUUUCAACUAUUUAAGUUACCUUUCCUACAACAAACUACAGAUCCACGGGCCGAGAACAAUUUGUAUCCGUUUGUGUUUCUUCAUGUUGAUGGGAACUUGUUCAUUUUUGCUAAUAAUCGUGCUAUUUUGUUCGAUUAUACGAAAGAUGUCGUGGUUCGAUCUUACCCUACUAUCCCAGGUGGUGAUCCGCGGAGCUAUCCUAGCACAGGAUCCGCUGUUCUUUUGCCUUUAAAGAAUCUAGAAUUGGGGUUAAAAAUUGAAGCAGAGGUUUUAAUUUGUGGGGGCGCUCCUACAGGGUCAUACUUAAGGGCACAAAAUUCAGGCCAAUUUUUGACUGCCUUGAAAACAUGUGCCCGUUUGAAGUAUACGGAUCCAGAACCGAGUUGGAUAAUUGAAACCAUGCCAAUGGCCCGAGUCAUGGGUGAUAUGGUGCUCUUACCAAACGAAGAUGUAUUGUUGAUUAAUGGUGCUGGGAGAGGUACUGCCGGUUGGGAAUUGGGUCGAGACCCGGUUCUUACACCAGUAAUUUACCACCCGGAUAAUACCCCAGGAUCCAGAUUUGAGACCCAAAACCCAAAUCAAAUCCCAAGGAUGUACCAUUCUUGUGCUGUUUUGCUCCGAGAUGGGCGAGUUUUAGUGGGUGGAAGUAACCCUCAUCAAUUCUACAACUUCACUAAUGUGCUAUUUCCUACUGAGCUUAGCUUGGAGGCUUUUUCACCCCCAUAUUUGGAUCCGGCUAACUCACGGGUCCGACCCACUAUAAUAAGUCCGAAAUCAGGUUUAAAGAUCACUUAUGGGAAACACCUUUCAAUUAAAUUUACUGUUAGCGGAUCGUUAGACCCGUCUUCAGUUAAAGUUACUCUACUUAGACCACCUUUCAACACACAUUCGUUCUCUAUGAGCCAGAGAUUGCUUGUUCUGACCAACAAGCAGGCCGCAAUGCCGGUCAUUCCGGCUCUGCUGGGUCGAUUUAAAGUGAAGGUUAUCACACCAAGGACGACUAAUAUAGCUCCUCCUGGCUAUUACUUGUUGUUUGUGGUGCACCAGGGUAUUCCUAGUAAAGGAAUUUGGGUUCAACUUACAUGAUUA
Messenger RNA from Amaranthus tricolor (Joseph's coat), 1669 nucleotides. Its product is annotated as aldehyde oxidase GLOX-like. Lineage: Eukaryota; Viridiplantae; Streptophyta; Magnoliopsida; Caryophyllales; Amaranthaceae. The coding region runs from base 41 to 1666 and encodes 541 amino acids. The record is from RefSeq and is a predicted model, not a curated record. The transcript has a single exon.